AUGUUCGUGCAAAUGCCCUUCGACGACCUCAAGGUCGAUCCCAAUAAGAAGAGAAGAGUGGCAUACUUCUACGAUGCUGACGUUGGUAACUAUGCAUAUGGCGCUGGGCAUCCCAUGAAGCCUCACCGUAUCAGAAUGGCACAUUCGUUGAUCAUGAAUUACGGUCUCUACAAGAAAAUGGAGAUCUACAGGGCCAAGCCUGCUACCAAACAGGAGAUGUGUCAGUUUCACACCGACGAAUAUAUCGAUUUCUUGAGCAGAGUGCUGCCGGACAACUUGGAUAUGUUUGCCAAAGAGCAGGUGAAGUUCAACGUCGGAGACGACUGUCCUGUUUUCGACGGUUUAUUUGAAUACUGUGGUAUUUCUGGAGGUGGUUCUAUGGAGGGAGCAGCCCGUUUGAACAGAGGUAAAUGUGAUAUUGCAAUCAACUACGCUGGUGGUUUGCACCAUGCGAAAAAAUCCGAAGCCUCUGGGUUUUGCUACUUGAACGAUAUCGUGUUGGGAAUAAUCGAGUUGUUGCGUUAUCAUCCCCGUGUGUUGUACAUUGAUAUUGAUGUCCACCACGGUGAUGGUGUUGAAGAGGCUUUCUACACCACAGACCGUGUCAUGACAUGCUCCUUCCACAAGUACGGUGAAUUUUUCCCUGGUACUGGUGAGCUUCGUGAUAUUGGUGUUGGUAAGGGUAAGCAUUACGCUGUGAAUGUGCCUUUGAGAGACGGUAUUGACGAUGCUACGUAUAAGUCAGUGUUUGAGCCUGUGAUUUCCAAGAUUAUGGAUUGGUACCAGCCAUCGGCAAUUGUAUUGCAAUGUGGUGGUGAUUCUUUGAGUGGUGACAGGCUAGGCUGCUUCAACUUGUCCAUGCGUGGUCACGCCAACUGUGUCAACUUUGUCAAAUCGUUCAAUGUUCCUCUCAUGGUUGUCGGAGGCGGUGGUUACACAAUGAGAAACGUCGCCAGAACGUGGGCCUACGAGUCCGGUUUGUUGAACGAAGUGAACUUGCCUAACGAGUUACCGUACAACGAGUACUAUGAGUAUUAUGGACCAGACUACAAACUCGAUGUGAGGCCGUCUAACAUGUACAACGCUAACGCUCCAGAGUUCAUGAAUAAGAUCUUGACGAAUAUUAUCGCCAACUUGGAAAACACCAAGCACGCUCCUUCUGUGCAAAUGAAUGAAAUCCCUCGUGACGCGGAAGACUUGGGUGAUGAGGAAGAAGACUCACCCAUGGCUAUUGACACCAAAGGUGGUUCGCAACAGGCAAGAGACGAGAGAGUUGUUCCUGAAAACGAGUUCUAUGACGAAGAGGACAAGGAUAUUGGAGACCGCCACAUUGGUCCUUCAGAAACCUCUACUGCUGGAGAGAAACGUGAAGCUAAUGGUGCCAGCGAAGGAGGUAAUGAUGAACCCGCUACAGAGAAGAAAGAAGAGGAGGAAAAGCCUCAAUUGACAGAAGACGAGCAGAAGGAGAUCGACGAACUCAACAAGGAAGCCUAG
Molecule: messenger RNA, 1494 nt
Organism: Candidozyma haemuli
Lineage: Eukaryota; Fungi; Ascomycota; Pichiomycetes; Serinales; Metschnikowiaceae
Gene: RPD31
Product: histone deacetylase
Exons: 1
Coding region: 1-1494 (497 amino acids)
Molecular function (GO): histone deacetylase activity
Source: RefSeq, a predicted model, not a curated record